Phytophthora nicotianae INRA-310 is the source of this 858-nucleotide messenger RNA. RefSeq lists its product as hypothetical. The transcript is spliced from 2 exons. Bases 60 to 734 code for a protein of 224 amino acids. The record is from RefSeq and is a predicted model, not a curated record. Lineage: Eukaryota; Oomycota; Peronosporomycetes; Peronosporales; Peronosporaceae.
GAAAGCCUAAAAAACUACGCCAGUCUGAAAAGCUGCAGCCUACAAAAUAGCCUAUUAGCAUGGAUUCCAGCGCCCCGACGCGUGACGACACGCCCAUGGAGUCCCCCGCCCGCAAUGACAGCGCCACCUGGAGCUUCGUGCAGAUGAACAUGACGCUGCUCCCCAUUGCGCGUCCUCUACCAGUUACUGUCGGCCACAGACUCCAGGAAGGAGCCGUGCUGGCAGGCGUAAAACCCUGCACUCCCACUCAGAAAUUACACCAUCGAUUACGGCAAAAGACGACCAAUAUCAGUCCCAGACGACACGAUCUAGACGGCAACAAUGUGCGCCCAGCAACCAUGACAUCUCCCUGCAAUCGGGGACUGCCUCCGACCCCCAGAUCGACGGGAUGUGGAGCCAAACGGAAACAUUUAGAAACGUGGCAUGUUCCUGCUAUUGAUACAUCGAUGCCCCCACCGUCAGUUAGUGCAUCGUUAAGAAUGCGGAGCCUGAGUGAAGACCUGUAUCCCUCUGGUUCUUGGAGUGAUAGUGGAUACUCCAGUGACCCGGCGAAGCGAACUCCAUCGAGCUACAGCCCACUACACCGAAGCUCCAGCUUAUCCUCGGGCUGUGCCGCCAAGGGGCUGUACAAGGGCAAAAGAAUUCUUGAGCUACAGGACGAAGAUCGCCGACUCCACCCGGAUGAUCGCAUCACGGCCCCGUCGCCGUCCAAGCGGAGCAAGCACCAGCCCUAAUUCAGUUGAUUGGGCUCCCUGCUGCUGCAUUGCUAUCGUUGUUUUACACUGCAAAUACUUUGAUGCAUGUCGUGCUUACAUUAUUUUAACUCUUAAAACAAGGACAUUAUCUAUUCUUCGUAAG